AUGAGCGGUAUAGAGCUGGCCGGCUUGGUUCUGGGUGCAUUUCCUCUUCUCAUAUACGCGCUGGAAAGCUAUCGUGAAGGGGCUGAGCUAUUGAACGACUGGUGGCGAAUCCAAGCAACCUACAAGAAAUGCAAACACGACCUCGGCUACCAUCAUACCAUAUUUGAAGGUAACAUCGAGAGAUUACUACUACCUCUGGUAGUGGAUGAUGAUGAACUCAAAGCACUUAUGGACAAUCCGGCAGGCGAGGCAUGGGAGGACGAAGAGCUCGAGAAGAGGUUGAAGCAGCGCUUGCCAAAGUCUUACGAGCUUUUCCUGGAUAUCAUGGGCAACAUAAAUAAGCUUAUAGAGUCGCUAAAGAAGGAACUUGGCGUCAAUGAUUCUAAGUUUCUCGCGAAGGUCGAUAAGGGCAAAGUAAAGGCAGGUGUUACUAGAAGAGAUCGAUUAAGCAUAUCGAACAUUGAAUUUGAGGCCAAGAGAAUCAGAUUCAGUUUGAAAAAGUCCUCUCGCGAGCGACUGUUCGACAAACUCCAAGAUGCCAAUGACCGAUUGCGAAACCUUUUGGAUAGUAGCGAUCAUAUCUCGGAAGCUAGACGAAAGACUGGUACCAUUAAGCCCAAUUCGGCUGUCAACAGAAAGAUCAACGACUUCUGGAGACAUGCCGUGAGAUUGCACCAUGCUCUGAUAAAAUCAUGGCAAUGUAGUUGCAUGAGUCAUGUAGCAAAUCUCCAACUACAGCACCGAACGUCAGAAAAGGUGGAAUUCGAUGUUUUGUUCAACCUGGGAGCAGAUCAUAAAAGAUUAGGCUGGCAGGAGACCAAAAUCAAGAUGCUUCCAGCGGAAUCAACACCAAAUAGUCCAGGCAUUGUCGUCAAAGUACCCCAAUCUACACCGCAGAAAAGUCCCCGGAAGGUUCGCUGGAGCGAAAGCAGCGAUACUCUGUUACCGACUGUCACUCAGCCCGAAGCGAUGAAUAUAAAAUGCCUUUGUGCUACCCUAACAGCUACCUCAGGCCGGCUUAACGGCGCUGGUGGAGCGACCGUACCUGAAUGCUUUGGAUACAUGGACGAGGACGAUUACCGCUUUUCUGUGUAUCCUGGGGACCCGACCAAAUCGAUUUCAGGUUACAAGAUUGUCACCUUGGAAAAGAUCCUCUCCGAUGCCCAUGGCAUUCUGACACGGCGAAAACGCUACUGGUUGGCUCUCACGCUGGCGUCGUCCUACCUUCAAUUGUCAUCUACACCAUGGCUAACCACUCCUCUUCAGAAGGAGAAUGUUUUGUUCCUGCAUGACCCCAAAAAUGACGAGUCUGUCCUUCUAGAUACACCAUAUCUCUGCGGCGAAAUGUCGAAAUCAGGCGCCACUGACACCGUCGACACAAUGGCCGCUCUCGGCAUCAGACUCCUAGAGCUCUGCUUCGGCACCUCGCUCGAGCAGAAUAAAUUCCGACAACAGCUUCCCGCCGGAGACGCCACAUCUGCCCCCCUUCUAGAUUAUGCAGCUGCCUUGAACUGGAGCAAGUUAGUGACCGAAGAGGCGGGGCCGGAGUUCGCGCAGGCAGUGGAGUGGUGUCUGCGCGCGAAGCAGCUGAGCGAUGGGAGUUGGAGGAAGGAUAUCUGGACGCAUGUCAUUGGGCCAUUGGAGUAUUGUUACAAGCAGGUUUCGGCGCGAAUCACCGCGUAUUAA
Messenger RNA from Aaosphaeria arxii CBS 175.79, 1686 nucleotides. RefSeq lists its product as uncharacterized. The transcript has 2 exons. The coding region runs from base 1 to 1686 and encodes 561 amino acids. The record is from RefSeq and is a predicted model, not a curated record. Lineage: Eukaryota; Fungi; Ascomycota; Dothideomycetes; Pleosporales.